This is a messenger RNA of Dermacentor andersoni, 6600 nucleotides long. RefSeq lists its product as uncharacterized. Gene Ontology annotation, cellular component: cytoplasm; intracellular anatomical structure. Gene Ontology annotation, molecular function: protein binding; GTPase activator activity. The record is from RefSeq and is a predicted model, not a curated record. Gene Ontology annotation, biological process: signal transduction; positive regulation of GTPase activity; regulation of Rac protein signal transduction. NCBI's taxonomy places the organism in Eukaryota, Metazoa, Arthropoda, Arachnida, Ixodida, Ixodidae.
UACAUGUUCUUACAUCGGCCAAUCACGGCUGCGUUUACGGCGAAGAGCGCGACCGAGACGCCGUCGUCGCUUUCCCCCGCUUUCUCCUGUCGCCGCUGGCGCGCACAGCUUGCAAGCGAAGGAAGCGAGCCCCGAGUAGCUUGCUUGUGAUGGUGUGGGUCUUCGCGGCAAUCUCUUCGUGACAUGAAUAGUCGCGGCUGCUGCUGCCGUUGUUGUGGUCGUUCGUCGUCUUCGUCGGUCCCCGUGUCGGAUCUACUAACCGCGACUGUUGUGCUGCCGCUGCAUCGUCCGUGCGCGCCGUGGUGAUAUAUUCCGCGAACCCGGCGACGACCGCUGCUGUGGCGUUGUUUCUCGUGGCGUGGUGGUGACGCGGUUUCUUUUUGCUGCCUCUGGUGAUGGUGCAGUGAACAGACAACACUGCGACGAAGACGCGCAUUUGUGCUACCCCCCCAUCCCCUUCCCUGCCUACUCCGCUUAUUUUCUCCGAGCACUUCUUCUUUUUAUUUUUAUUUUGCUCCCCGUUCUGUCCCUCAGCUGUCCGUGGCGGUUUCAAGAGAUUCCAACCCCGCCUCGUGCGCGUAUGUGUGUGUGAGCUAGCACGCCUAGAUUUCCGACCCCGACUACUGCUUCACUCCGGGCUCCAAACGCCGGCCUGGCGUCGUCACCAUGAAGAAGCAAAUCCUACGAGUCAAGCAACUAGCUGACCAGACGCUUCUUGGAGCGGACAAGAGCGAUGUGCUGACCGAAGACCUGAUCCAGGCCGAGAAGAGGGUGGACAGCAUUAAGCACACCUGUGCCUGCACUCACAAGCGCAUCCUCUCCUGCCUGCAUCAUGUCUCUCUCGAGGACAAUGAGAAGCUGCAGAAAAAGGUACCAGAGUUGGCCCUGUUCCACAGUCUCCAGGAGUGUCACAAGAAUAUCGGCAGCCAGACACUGCUUGGACAAGUGCUGUCCGACUGUGCCGGCCUCCAGCAACGGCUGGGCCAGGAGCUGCUCAACUAUGAGCGCGAGACCGACCGGCAGGUGCUGCAGCCCACCAACCAGCUUCUCGAGACGGACCUGCCCAACAUCUCCAAGCUGCGGAGGCAGUUGUCCAAGCUGACACUGGACAUGGAUGCUGCAAAAAACAGGUACCAGACGGCACUGAAGCACGUCCAGCAGUCCGGCAACCUGGCGACUACCGGGGGCGGUGCAGCGGGAAGCGCCGGUGGUGCAGGAAAUGCGGUUGCGGGCAGCGCAAACGUGUCAACUAAGACUGAAGGCCUGCGCGAAGAAGCUGAGGAUGCUACCAGCAAGGUGGAGCAGUGUCGGGACGCCCUGGCCGCAGAGAUGUUCGGCCUGAUCGGGAGGGAGCCCGAGUUUGCGCACCUUCUGGUCCAGUGGUACCAGCUACAGGCCGACCACCACCGACGGGCCCUGGCGCACAUUGACGCCGCCCUGCCCGGCCUCUGGGGUCUCAUCGGCAACUCCCCCCAGAAGCCGGUGUUUGGCUUUCCCCUGGAGGAGCACCUGCGGGUGAACGGGCGCCGCAUCGCCCUGGUGGUGGAGAAGUGCGCCGACUGCCUGCUCGCCUCCGGCAUGGACGAGGAGGGGCUGUUCCGCAUUACGGGUAGUGCUUCGAAGAUUAAAAAGCUCAAGAGCGCGUUCAACGCGGGUUUUGCUGACAUGAGCGAGUUUGAGAGGGACCCCCACACAGUGGCGAGUGUGCUGAAACUGUACCUGCGAGAGCUUCCCGAACCUUUGAUGACCUUUGCCCUGUACGAAGAAUGGAUGAAGGCUGCAAGCGUUCCCGAUGCCAGUGCUAGGCUGCAGGCUUUGUGGCAAGUGGUCAACAACCUUCCCCAGGCCAACCACGACAACCUCAGGUAUGUGGUGAAGUUCCUGGCUCGCCUGGUGGGCCACCGAGAGCAGAACAAGAUGAGCUCGCAGAACAUCGCCAUCGUCAUAGCCCCCAACCUGGUCUGGCCCAAGGAAGAGAACCAGUCCCAGCACAUGGGUGUCAACAUGGGCAUAGCCAACAUGCACAGCUCCAUUGUGGACACCCUGGUCAACUAUGCGGACUGGUUUUUCCCAGGAGAAGAAGACUUCUCCCCCUCCCCCACGAGGACCACUGCACCGACCGAGGGCCACCAGCUGACCCACCAGGCCACCACCAAUGGUGAUGUCGAUGGUCACUUGGCAGGUCCUGGAUCAGGCCUGACAGGUCAAAGCCCACGCAUCCCUCACCGGCUGGGCAAGAAGGCCGCACCCGCUGCUCCAAUGGUGCCACAGCCACGGGACCGCAGCUCCAUCAUCAUCGGGUCUGGCCAGUCGUCUAGUGCAGACAGCCGUGCCGGAGCAUCGCUGCCCACUGGUGGAGGAACCCUCGGCCGGCCACGGCCGGCGGCCAAACCGCAGAUCGCCGAGAAGCCAACCACGCUGCAACGCCGCUCCCUUGAGGGCGUCGUAGAGGGAGGAGCCACAGUCGCGGGAGGCACUUACUCGACCCUGUCCCUGGAACGCCGACCAGGGCGGCACCAGGUGGCAGGAGCCAUGAUGCGACCGCAGCCGUGCGAGCGGCCCUCUGUGCCCCCACCGGAGCGACCCAAGACCGGAAGCCUCGAGAGCGCGAAUCGGAACCACGCCCCGGAGGCCUCCGUGACUGCGUUGCAACCGUCGCCGCGAGAUGCCGAGAGGAACAAUGACGCAACCAAUUUGGGAAAUGGCCACGCUAACAGGAGUGGCCAGCAGCCUCAACAGCAACAGCAGCAACAAGCCCAUUACCCUGACAGUAGACUCGAGCACAGUGCAGAGAAGAUUCUGGCUAUGUCUGCAGACAGCGUGAUGUUUGUCGCAAGGAGCAACGAAAAUGGAACCACUGGCAGUAACAGUAGCAGCAGCAGCAGUAGCAUUGUUGAAGGUGCAGGGAGGAGGGAGGACCCUGGAAGGCGCAAUUCUGGUGAGAGGCCCUUGUCCCUGGACCAUCAGGAGAUGCUGUCAUUUGCAGACGAGUCUGACUCUGAAGACGGCAGUUCCAUUCUUGUGUCUCCCAACGGCAGUGGCUCUAAUGGACCAAAUGUCAUGUGGAAGUCAUGCAUUGCUAGCCUUCCUGGUGAUGAACAUGGUACUGGACCUGUCCUCCUCCGGCGUUCACCCUCCAAGACAAAUGGUGUAGCUCCAGAGCGUCCCCAGCCACUGCAGACAAUGUCUGGCUGCAGCGACGCAUCGUCAUUGCCCCGUCAAGCAGACGAUGCCCGCUGGAACUUUCUGACAGCAGCCGAAGAACAGCCAGUUCCUGAGCGACCGCCGAGGUCAAGUCCAUCGGCAGACACAUCAACGUCAACCUUUACGGGCAUGUCGGAGAUGAAACCAUCGAGGCAGUCGCCUGUCAUGGACGCAAUACACACUACAGGCCCUCCACCAGACCUCAUUACGUCUUCCGAACGACCAAAAUCUGAUCCAUCCUCCCCAACUAAGAGCAAGCUGGAAGGUGGUGCUCCCAGCCCUGUGCCGAUCAUGCCAGAAGCAACUCGUCUGUGACGUGCAACAGUCCAGCUUGAAAAACAUUGUUUGUUAUUACCCUUUCCUAUUCCUUUUCUCUCUGGGAGCUAGAUGCUUGCCAGGGGGCAUAAUUUUGUCUUCAGGAUGCUGUUGAACCUGUCUGCUGUUUUCGUUUACUGUCCUUUCAUCCAGAAGAACACUGGGAACUUUGACAUUUAUUUUGAUUAUUAUGUGCACAGGUACUGCUAUGCACAUUUCUUCUGAGGUGUCCUGCUGGUUUCGAGCUUGCUCAUGAUUGCAGCUCACGGGAUACCGGGAAUUAUUUUUCAUGGUCAAUUUUGUUCUUUCCUCAUGUGCAUUGUCAAGAAGCAAUGACAAGUUCUCUGGGCGUGCUUUUGAAAAUGCACUGAAGGUUUGUGUGCUUUUGUAAAGGUGCAACUUCCCAUGCUCUCUCAGGCGGGCUGACGACAUAAUAGCCUGCCGCUGUAGCAUGGCUUGUAUGGAACGACUGCCACUCUUUCUCUUUUCUCCCAAGUGCAAUCAAUGAAUCGUGAAUCAAUCACGGGUGUGCAACUCAAGGAGCACAGUCAUGGAAUGGUGCAAGAAGCAGGUCGGACCCAACAAAUGGAUGUGGCAUCAGAUGCAACUUCACGGGCUCGAGUAUAAUUUGUCGUUGAGCCGUGGUUGUUGUUAGUGUCAGUAAACGUAGUGGAUUCAAGCCCUCAGGGUGUUACUUCACAACCUUGUUUCAGAGGAAUUUUAGGUUAGAGUCUUGGUCGUUCGAGAGUACAGUCCUUGUUCGUUGGAUUAAGCAACUUUUGUAUCAGUACUGUGCUCUAAAAGCAAGCGAACGGAUCAGUUAUGCUAAUUGUGGCGAUUUCUCGUCACAAUCGGUCGUGCGGAUUGUACACAUUGAUUUUCUGGCGCUGUGUGAAGCUGUGUGGAAUCGUCUCACUUCAAAGUCAUAGCAGUCAACGUAUUGUCAUAACCACAUCUAGUUUGGCUCUGUAACCUUGUGUAAACUUUUGGACAAAGCAAUAUUGCCAAGUCAGCAUGCUGCAUAUAUACCAGUAUAUAAGGGGUGCUCAACAUGUUGCAACAUAGUCCUGGUUUUUUCCUCCUAUUCUGGCAGAUGUAUGCAGAGUUUAAUUGAAUGUUACAGGAAAUGCUUAGGCAUUGUACCAGGACUUUUAACACGCCCUGGUAGCUUUUCCAAAUGGAGAUCAUAAAAUCGUGAACCUCGUUGUCUUGUUGCUAUUGUCAUAAGGAAGACGCUUCUUAAACUGGCUGGUAGGAAAGUGCUAUCUACUGCAGUUUAAGGAAACUUAUACUGUAAUCGAAAAAUUGGAUCCACCAAGUAAAUUUGUUUGAAAUGGCUGCAGAUACAGCAAAAGAGAUGCAGCUAAAUUCUCAAUAUGAGCUUGCUUCUAAGGAAUGCUGAAAUCCAUUUCAAACUACAACAGCAGAUGUCUGCCGUUUUACAUGCAGGAUUGCAAGACUACUAUAACCUUUUGGACCCAUGAGAGAUUUAAAUUAAAAACAAAGUUAGUCAUAUGAAAGGCCCUGUAAUAAGAUGUUGUCAGUCUGAGCAAGCAUCUCAAGGACUGUUUUUCUACAUUUCGCUUCUUCAUAGUUUAGGAGCGGUCAGGUAUGCUUCCUCGUUGUGCUAGUGUGUUGUUACGUGGGUGCUUGCAUUGUUACUGUGAUUGUUUUAGAGUGUGUUAGCGCCAUUUGUUUCUGCACUCGCAUCUGUUGCGUUUGAUUCUCGUGGUGCAAGUUUUGCACAUGUGAGCCGGGUGACUUGAAUUUUAUCGAAGGGCAGAGUUUCUCCACGUGUGGUUCGCUGGUCCCUUUCUUCCUUUUUCCUCAAGACGGUCACAGUUUAGUCCAGGUCUCCGGCGACUCAAAUUUGUCAUUUUCGUUAAAGUACUAGCAUGUGAAUGUCCCAUGUGUCGUCUCUUCUAUGUUGGGAAUAGAUUCCGUCGUGCCCUUAUUUGCGAGAAAGUGUGUCAUUGAAUUAAAUCCAAGAAAGCGUUCAUUUAGACUGGGUGCGCAAUGCACACAGUGUUCUAAAGUUUACGCUUGUCUAUUUGUGUUUUGGUGCCAAGGCGGCGCAUUAAGAACAACUCUAAGUUAAGUCUUCUCUGGGUCCUCCUUUGACGGCCAACAAAGGACUGUGUUCCCGCCCUGUAUAUACAUUUUUUUCAACACGCAGUUCGUGUACUUCCUCGACCAUGGCAUGUAUGCUGCGUCAUUUCAAAUUCGGUUCUGUUGUCAUAAUGGAUGCUGCACGUUUUUGUUGAUUCCACAUUGGGCCUCUUGUACACCGAAACCAUGAUGACGCUAGUCAUCGAGAGAGUGAUAAUGGUCUUGCUGUCAAAGUUUUGUGUUGUUCCUGUCCAAAGUGUGCUUUCCUUUUCUUCCUUUAGUCCAUCUAAGCAGAGCUUGGGAAUGUAAAUUUUCUUAAAUCGGCAGAGCCUAUUUAGAAACCUGACUGAUAAGCUGACUUUCAGUGGUGAGAUCCACAGACAGUAACCUGCUAUUCGGCUAAUAUUCUUUUUUUUUCUGUUGCUUUAUUUUUUAUUUACAGAAUAAGGGCUUCUGUUAUUGUCAGGUGGAUGACUGUGCAGUUGUUGGCUUUCAUGAUCAUUUUGCACCAACCAUGUAUGCUUGUUUGACACACUGUUCUUUUUUUUUUUUUUUUUCUCGUGAGGAUCAUAGAGGUCCUUGUGUUGAUUGCCCUUGUAUUUGUUCCUUCACUUUCAGUUUUACGUACAUUGCAAUGCUAGUCAUCGAAACGUCGUGAUGCAAAUUGUUCUUCCUGGCGAGCAGGAUGUGCUCACCGCAGGCAGUUUGUUAUCAUAGUUGAACUGCCGAACAAAAUGUCUGAUCCAACUUAACAAGCUGCUUGUCGCUAGGUUGGAGCCUCGUGCAGUUUUAUGUGGAAUCACAAGUGUGAAGAAAAUGGGAGAACAUCUGUGUGUGUGUGUGGGCUUGAUUAUCCUUCUUUUGUUAAAAUGUUGCACCAGUGUAUCACAAGUGCGCCAUUUUCUUUUUUGUCAUACACAUGUGACGGAAGGUGACGCAAAUGCUGUUGCUAUUAAAAUUGUUUGAAAGUUA